ACCAUUUUUCAGUUUGUUUCCUCACAACCGACACAAAAUGGGUGGAUUUUUGUCCCAUCUGAAGCCUGAAGCCAGCCUGGAAGUGUUGAAUGCCUCGUGUGGUCCGGUGAUCGGAAAUAUUUAUAGACAUGACGACAAAAUCGUGAAUGGAUAUCUUGGAAUUCCAUUUGCUAAGGCCCCAAUCUGUGAGCUCCGCUUCAAAAAACCAGUCGAAGCUGAAAAAUGGACAAAACCACUGAACUGUCAUAAAUAUGGACCUGGAUGUCCACAAUCUGGACAUAUGAUUUCAAAUCUUCUUCCUCCCGGGUAUCGAGAGUUUGCGGAAGAUAAUUGCCUGAAUUUGAACAUUUUCGCUCCAAGUUGGAAAUCAGAGGAAUUUCCAAAUGGACUCCCGAUAAUGGUUUACUUUCAUGGUGGAGGUUUUGAAAUCGGCUUCUCUUCAAUGUUUGAUGACUAUUCGUUGUCUGGAACUCUUCCCCUGAAAGAUGUGAUCGUUGUGACUGCCAACUACAGAGUCGGACCGUUAGGUUUUAUGACAACUGGAGAUGAAGUUUCUCGUGGAAACUAUGGAUUAUGGGAUCAGACUUUGGCUCUGAAAUGGGUCCAGGAACAUAUAAAAUCAUUUGGUGGAAAUCCAAACAUUGUAACAGUUUGUGGGACAAGUGCUGGGGGAGUCAGUGCAGGAUUAUUAGCAUUGAGCCCUCACUCGAACAAACUUUUCCAUAGAUUCAUGGCAAUGUCUGGUUCUGCGUUUUGUGAAUUCUCGAUUCGAACUAAAGAACAAGAAGCGGAAAUUUUUAGGAACUUUGCGAAACAUCAUGGUUACGAGGGAGAAGAUUCGGAAAGCCUUCUCGAAUGGUACAAGUCUCAACCACUUUCAAAAUUCCAAGAAACUGCAACUUUUGAGAAAAAAGCGUCAGGUUUCUUAACCUUCAUUCCCAACUUUGACGGAGAUUUCUUCCCGAAGCCAUUUGACGAGUUGAGUAGGGAAGCUCCGAAGCUUGACGCAAUGGCCACUGUAGACGAAUAUGAAGGUCUUGGAUUCCUUACAAUGUUCCAAAGUAGAAGAAAUGAUAUGGAUAUCAUCAAAUCAUCUUUUGGAUCGGAUGUUGUAGAAAAUGCAGUAGAUGUUCAAAAAAGAAUAAUGGAAUUUUAUAUGAAAAAUAUUGACAAGAACGAUGAUAAAGCAGUGGAAAAGAGACUUAUACAGCUCAUCAGCGACUCGUGGUUCAACAUCGGCGCUCUUGAAACCGUAAAAACCAGCACAAAGUACGGAAGCAACGCGUACCUCGGUUCAUUCGACUACUAUAACAUGGGCUCAAAUGAUCCAUAUGCCACGUGGUUCCCAUUCAAAGCAGCCAAUCAUGGAUCGGAGCUCAAGUACAUGUUGGGAGAAGGAAUGGGGAAAUUUAGUCCGAUUGAAGAAGAAUUCAAAGUAAUUGAUAUGAUGGGGACUUUAACGGCUAAUUUUGUGAAAUAUGGAAACCCAAACGGAAUCAAUGGGCCCGAGCUUUGGAAAAAGUAUACCCCUGAAAAACCAUAUUCGUACUUCAAAAUUGACUAUCCCAAAAGUGAAAUGCGCGACAACUUCCAGGAUGGAAGGCUGAAACUCUUCGAGGACAUUAAUAAAUCUUCCAAAAAGUUUCAGGAGAUUGUAUAUGGCAAGAAAUUGUAAUAUGAUGUUUUUUUUUUGAAAAUGAAUAAAAAUUAAAAUCUCUU
Molecule: messenger RNA, 1719 nt
Organism: Caenorhabditis elegans
Lineage: Eukaryota; Metazoa; Nematoda; Chromadorea; Rhabditida; Rhabditidae
Gene: cest-32
Product: Carboxylic ester hydrolase
Exons: 10
Coding region: 38-1675 (545 amino acids)
Molecular function (GO): carboxylesterase activity
Source: RefSeq, marked reviewed